AACAGCUGAUAAUUUCUUAUAAUCGCGAAAUAUCAACGGAGAUAUCAAUUCUUAAGGCAAAAAUUUCACAACAUUUUAUACAAUUAUUGAUAGUAUAUUUAGGAAACGGAUAUAUUAAGCGCUAGUAAAACGAUGAAGGAGCUCCCACGCUUUUCAUCUGCACUACGUGCGAAUACCGACUUGGAAGCGAAACUUCCACAAACCGGUGCCGACCAACGAAAACUACGAGAAGAUAAAAUCGCUGAAAGGCAAACUGUUUCAAAAGUGAUGGAACAGUUUCCGGCUGAUAAACAAGCUCAAGCGAAAGCAAAUCUUGUAAAACUACGUAAUAUUGUACAAGAAUGCAUGGGCUACGAAGAACAACCGCAAGUGGUCGAACAUGCGACACUAUUUCUAUUUUGGCUGCUCUUGGAGCAACGCGUUGUGACAGUGGCAUCCAAAAUGCGUGUGCGCAGCUUGUUUGGCAGUGUUUUCGAAAAGAAAUUUACAAAAAUGCAAGAAUGUGUUGCUGCCUUACGUGAACUUCUGGAAGAUUAUCAAAUUGAUGAGCUAAAACAGUGGAAUCGUAAGACAAACCAGGAUGCAUUAGACAAAAAGAGCUGGGGCACAAAUAUACGCAUCCGUUUAAAAGGGCCACCAUUGGGGGACUUACAUCAAUUGCAAGAUCUGGCACCCACCGCACAAUUGCUCAAAAAUGCGUCAGUCAACUUCUCCAUGCAGUGGAAUCAAGAAGCCGAAGAACAACGCAGUGGCAACGAUGAGAGCGAAUUAUCGCAACUAUUAGAGAUAUCAAUAGCUUCUGGUGAUCCGAAGCUGGUAUCUAAAGUAGGCGAGCAACUUAGUUCCAAGCGCAGUAACAACGAAUUGCAAAAUGAACUAAUCGAACUGUUGGGCUUUGAACGUUUUGAUUUGGUUCAACAGUUACUGGAGCAACGCUCCACAAUUAGUGCUCAAUUGGAGCAAUAUGAAAAGCGUGAACAGCGUUUGCAACUUAGUAAAUUAGCACAGCAACAACGAACAACAGGUAACACUGAAAUGCGUCCAACCGUUGCGAAAGCUGUAGUUGUGCAAUCUGCAUUAGAAAAAGAAUUGAACAAACAAAAUCGACGUGAAGAGAAAAAAUUACAACGCAUGUUGCAGAGCAUCAAUCGUAACAACGAAAACGAUGAUGAUAACGUCGCUCGUGCACUGAAUCCAACCCAAUUACGCCUUCAACAACAACGCAAACUACUGGAGAAUGUACAGCAGCAACCGGUGCUUAAGACAACGCAACGCCUGCAAGAAAUGCGUGCAGCAGCCAGUUACAACAACAACGUCAUACAGUAUCCAUAUGUGUUCGACAGUCAGUUGAAUGCCAAACAACACGCCGGCUUCAUAGGUGGCAAUCGUAUAAGUCUUCCAGACCAUGCUGAACGCAUAGACAAUAAACAAUAUGAAGAAGUGAAGAUUGCCGCCAAUGAACCACCGCCACUCAGUAUCGGAAACAAUCGCAUACAAAUAUCCGAUCUCGAUGAUAUUGGCAAAAUGGCCUUCGAGAAUUGCUCGCAACUUAAUCGCAUACAAUCUGUUGUCUAUCCCGUGGCGUAUCACACCAACGAAAAUAUGUUGGUGUGCGCUCCAACGGGUGCUGGUAAAACAAAUGUCGCCAUGCUUACUAUGGUGCAUACCAUACGUGCACAUCUAGAAGAUGGCGUCAUAAAUCGCGAUCAAUUUAAGAUUGUCUACAUAGCACCAAUGAAGGCGUUGGCUGCUGAAAUGGUGGAUAAUUUUGGCAAACGCUUAAAAUCACUAAAUAUUGCCGUCAGGGAGCUGACGGGCGAUAUGCAGCUAACAAAAACGGAAAUGACGCAGACGCAGGUACUGGUGACAACACCGGAAAAGUGGGAUGUCGUAACGAGAAAAGGCGCUGGCGAUGUGGCACUCAUAAGUUUGGUAAAGCUGCUUAUUAUCGACGAAGUGCAUUUGCUGCAUGGUGAGCGUGGUCCCGUUGUGGAAGCGCUUGUUGCGCGUACUUUGCGACUCGUGGAGUCGUCGCAAAGCAUGAUACGUAUUGUUGGUCUCUCGGCUACCUUGCCCAAUUACAUUGAUGUUGCACACUUCCUGCGAGUUAAUCCAAUGAAAGGACUCUUCUAUUUCGAUUCUCGUUUCCGACCGGUGCCUUUGGAUACCAAUUUUAUUGGUGUAAAAUCGGUAAAACCGCUACAACAGCUCACCGACAUGGAUCAGAUUUGUUAUCAGAAAUGUUUGGAAAUGGUGAAAGAGGGUCAUCAGGUUAUGGUGUUUGUACACGCCAGAAAUGCAACAGUGCGCACAGCCACGACAUUGCGUGAGUUGGCACAACAAAAUAAUACCGGUGCUUUCUUUCUGCCCAACGAAGCAACGAAUAGCUACAGCUUGGCGCAACGCGCCAUACAAAAGAGUCGCAACAAACAAUUGGUUGAGUUGUUCGCCUGCGGUUUGGGUAUACACCAUGCGGGCAUGCUGCGUUCUGAUCGGCAAAUGGUCGAGAAAUAUUUCGGCGAAGGCCACAUUAAAGUGCUAGUGUGUACGUCGACAUUGGCAUGGGGAGUUAACCUGCCCGCGCAUGCGGUUAUAAUAAAAGGUACUGAUAUCUACGACUCCAAACACGGCUCAUUCAUUGAUCUCGGGAUUUUGGAUGUGUUGCAGAUCUUCGGUCGCGCUGGCCGACCGCAAUUCGACAAGAAGGGUGUCGGCACCAUCAUUACCACCUACGACAAGUUGAAUCACUACCUAUCAUUGCUGACCAAUCAAUUCCCGAUCGAAUCGAAUUUCGUGCAAUGUCUUGCUGAUAAUUUAAAUGCCGAAGUGACACUUGGCACUAUAUCAAAUGUGGAAGAGGCAAUUGAAUGGCUAAGUUACACGUAUUUGUUUGUGCGCAUGCGCAUUAAUCCACAUGUGUAUGGCAUCGAAUAUAUUGACCUGCAGAAGGAUCCCAUGCUCGAGGCCAAACGGCGUGGCCUCAUUAUGUCUGCGGCUUUGAGUUUGGACAAGGCGCGCAUGAUACGUUUCAAUCAACGCACAAUGGAUUUCAACAUUACUGACUUGGGACGCACAGCAUCACAUUUCUAUAUCAAAUAUGAUACAGUGGAGAUCUUCAACGAAUUAUUAAAACCGUUUAUGAAUGAAGCCGAAAUCUUUGCAAUGAUUUCACAAGCUCAAGAGUUUCAGCAACUUAAAGUACGUGAUGACGAAUUGGAAGAAUUGGACGAGCUGCGCACAUACUAUUGUAAGGUCAAAGCGUCCGGAGGCAGUGAGAAUGUGAGCGGUAAGGUCAACAUCCUGAUGCAGACAUAUCUCUCGCAUGGUUAUGUCAAGUCCUUCUCCCUCAUCUCCGAUAUGGCUUACAUUGUUCAGAAUAUAGUGCGCAUUACACGUGCCCUCUUUUCGAUUGUGCUGCGCAACAACAACGCUAUACUGGCGACACGUCUUCUGCAGAUCUGCAAAAUGUUCGAGCGUCAACAAUGGGAAUUCGAAACACCGUUGCGACAGUUCUCCUCGAUAAAUGCCGAAUCUAUUGACAAAUUGGAACAUCGCGGCAUCAGUCUUUAUACGUUACGUGAAAUGGAGCAAAAUGAAUUGAAGGAGAUAUUACGCAAUCCACGCCAUGCUGAGUUGGUGUUGCGUUCGGCACGCGAAGUGCCUAUGCUAGAUAUUGAAGCAACGCUGCAACCUAUAACGCGCACUGUGUUACGUAUAAAGAUCGACAUUUGGGCCGAUUUCAAUUGGAAUGAUCGUGUGCAUGGCAAGGUUAGCGAAAUUUUUUGGCUCUGGAUUGAGGAUCCCGAAUCAAAUUUCAUCUAUCACUCCGAACAAUUUCAGGCCACACGUAAAUUCGUUUACAGCGGCAAGCCACAACAGUUGGUUAUGACCAUUCCACUGAAAGAACCACUGCCACCACAAUAUUAUGUGCGUAUUGCAAGCGACACGUGGUUGGGCAGCGCCACUUGGACGGCGCUCUCAUUCAAGCACCUCGUUUUACCCGAACAUCAUCCGCCAUUGACUGAAUUACUGCCGUUGCAUCCGUUGCCGGUCUCAAGCCUAAAGAACCCCCAAUUCGAAUCACUAUACAAUUUCACACACUUCAAUCCGAUUCAAACACAAAUCUUCCAUUGUCUCUAUCAUACCGAUAACAACGUGCUGUUGGGCGCACCUACUGGCUCUGGAAAAACCAUUGUUGCUGAAAUCGCCAUUUUCCGUGCUUUCAAUAAGCAUCCACGCGCCAAAAUAGUAUAUAUUGCACCACUAAAGGCGCUUGUUAAGGAACGUAUUAACGAUUGGAAGCGUCGCUUUGAGCAACCACCACUACGUUGGAAGGUCGUCGAACUGACCGGUGACACAGCACCCGAUAUACAGGCCAUACGCGAGAGUCAAAUCAUCGUAACCACACCGGAAAAAUGGGAUGGCAUAAGUCGUUCGUGGCAAACGCGAGAGUACGUACAAGAUGUUGUCUUGAUUGUAAUCGACGAGAUACAUCUACUGGGCGAAGAUCGUGGGCCGGUCAUCGAGGUAAUUGUUUCGCGUACGAAUUUCAUAACGUCACACACGGGGCGCAGCAUACGCAUUGUCGGCUUGUCAACGGCAUUGGCGAAUGCGCAAGACUUGGCCAAUUGGCUGGGCAUCAAGAAAAUGGGACUGUACAACUUCAAGCCAUCGGUGCGGCCCGUGCCGCUGCAGGUGCACAUCAAUGGAUUUUCGGGAAAACAUUAUUGCCCACGUAUGGCCACCAUGAAUCGGCCCACAUUCCAAGCCAUUCGUACAUAUUCGCCCUGCGAACCGGCCAUCGUUUUCGUCUCAUCACGUCGUCAGACUCGUCUAACCGCAUUGGAUUUGAUCACCUUUGUUGCGGGCGAUGAUAACCCCAAGCAAUUCUUGCAUCUGCCAGAGCACGAAAUGCAUCAAAUACUACAACAAAUCAAGGACUCCAAUUUAAAAUUCUGUCUUGCAUUUGGAAUUGGUCUACAUCAUGCCGGUCUGCAGGAGCAGGAUCGUAAAACAGUGGAAGAGCUCUUCCUCAAUCGCAAAAUUCAGGUGCUCAUUGCCACUGCUACGCUGGCUUGGGGUGUAAACUUGCCGGCACAUUUGGUUGUCAUCAAGGGUACUGAGUAUUUCGAUGGCAAAGUGAAGAAAUAUGUAGACAUGCCCAUUACCGAUGUGCUGCAAAUGAUGGGCCGCGCCGGUCGUCCACAAUUCGAUAACGAAGGUGUUGCCGUUGUGUUGGUGCACGAUGAAAAGAAGAAUUUCUAUAAAAAAUUCCUUUACGAUCCAUUUCCCGUUGAAUCGAGCCUCUUGGGUGUCUUGUCGGAGCAUAUAAAUGCAGAAAUCGUUUCCGGCACAGUGCAAACCAAACAGGCCGCAUUGGACUACUUGACGUGGACGUAUUUCUUCAGACGCCUUCUGCGUAACCCAACUUAUUACAAUUUGGAGGGUUUAGAACCGGAUCAGCUGAAUGGUUUCCUUUCGUCGCUGAUCGAACGCGUCAUAUACGAAUUGGAAUCAGCAGCUUGUGUUUUGCAACGCGAGAACAUGCUUAUACCGACGUUCCUGGGACGAAUCGCGUCUUUUUAUUAUUUAUCACAUCGCACAAUGAAACAUUUCCUAGACGAUUUAAUGGAAGGCAUGAACACCAGUGAGCUGCUAGUGGCUAUCGCUGACUCGUACGAAUUCGAUCAACAGCCCGUACGUCACAAUGAGGAUAAGUACAAUGAAGAAUUGGCCGAAUCAUGUCGUUAUCGUCCACCCGCGCCGACCUGGGAUUCACCGUAUACAAAAACAUUUUUGCUGUUGCAAGCGCAUUUCUCACGCCUCUCACUGCCAAAUUCCGAUUUUCUAACCGAUACCAAAUCCGCCCUGGACAAUGCAACGCGUGUCAUGCAAGCUAUGGUUGACUACACCGCAGAGCGUGGCUGGCUCAGCACCACACUACGUUUGCAACAACUAAUGCAGUGUGUCAUACAAGCGCGUUGGUUUGAUGAAUCGGAAUUUCUAACACUACCACAUGUCACUGCCGCCAAUGUAUCGAUAUUCUAUAAUAUAGAACAUAAUUAUGGGUAUCUCACAUUGCCGGCGUUGAAAGAACUGUGUAGACAGGAUUACGAGCGCCUAGCCGGUCCGUUAAGGGAUGUUUUCGAAGAGCAAGAGAUUGAACAAAUCUAUAGGGUGUUGCAAGUAGUGCCAGAGAUAAGCGUACAGAUCUCCAUACAGGGUAGACAUUAUGAUGACAUGGAAGCUAUGCGUGUUUUAUCCACUGCGCCGUCGGCAGAUAACUGGACGAAAAUACAUCCGAAUGAAGACUAUGUGCUCUCUAUAGAAAUGAAACGUGUAAAUUGGAAUGUGCGUGAAAUGCGUUCACAACAUGGCAAUCCCAUCGGUGUACACUGUCCGAAAUAUCCCAAAGGCAAGAGUGAAGCUUGGUUCUUAACGCUCGGCUCACAAGCCAAUAGCGAGUUGCUCGCCAUGAAACGUGUGAGUGUGCGUGGUCAUCGCACCACCAAUCGUAUUUGCUUCCAAUCGACACCACGUCGUGGACGCGUUGUUCUGACGCUGUACCUUAUCUCUGACUGUCUUAUUGGAGUGGAUCAACAAUUCGAGUUGCAAUUUGAAGUCGUUGAUCCAAAAGCUUGAAAGCAUUUUCAAAUAUAAAUUAAUAGCAACUUUAAGUUUAACUUUGAAGAGAUAUACCGUACGUCUGCUGGAGUGCUUUAGCUUUGAGCUAAAAACUAUUUUUGAUUUCAAUGUUCCCUAUCCUUAACAGUUUUGUCGUUACUUUAAGUACACGCCAAAUUGUUUGCCUCAUUGCACAUUUACAUAUAUGCAAGUAUAUUUAAGUACACAUAAAGUAAUAUGUAAUUACGUACGCUUUUCUAUUAAUUAUCAACACUGUAUUCCUAAAUGUUCUUUCGUAUUUUUGUAUUUUACUGAAUUUAAUUCUUCUAUAUUAAAACUCAAAAGUAUGAACCAAAAAAAUUAAAGAUAUAAAUUGAUAAUAAUAAUAUACUACACAAAUAUUUCUUUGUUUCAUUCGGUAUUCAGGAAUCCGUAGUGCAUGAUCUUAAAUGUAAAGCACUACGCCAUAUUGAACAGUGUUUAAUUAUCAGCAACGCGAAUGUAAUGGAGGAUUGUUGUUAUUCAAGUAACUUUUAAUAAAGGUAUGGUUUGCACGGAUGAAUGGACGUAAAGACAGCCAUACGAUUACCGUUCCCUUAGUCGACUCUACGUAACCGGAACGGAACCGGAUUAUUAUCCGAGGACAGUUAAAACGACAGCAUGCCUCAAAAUUAUUUGGCGACUGUUUUAUUCCGCUACAACAACAACAUACGGAUAUCUACUCAGAAAAAUUACCGUGUGCAACAUGUUUGGAGAGUAUAAAAAAUAAUUAUAAUAAUUCUUCUGUAAUAUUUUUAAUCAAAAAGCUUUUGACCUAAUUAUUAAUUAUAAAUAAUUUGAAGUAUGUAUUUAUAUUAACUUAUGAUGUUUUAUUAAAAAUUCAAAAAUUUGUGUGGCAACACCUUUUACGGUUUCGGGAUUAUCGAUGCAAACAUUGUGGAUAUCAGUGACAAUUGGAAACGUCAAUAUUGCGUAGAAAACGAAGACAGCGUCAACGUCAGCGAUAGUUUACGUCAAAUAUUGUUAAGUAGCAGCGGUCGCAGCCACAUCAGCAACUGAGUAGCGUUUUGGUAAAUCCAUCAAAAUACUUUUUGUGGUGCAACGACAAGCAAUCUUAUAAGUGGUCUCAACAUGGCGAUAAAACCUGGCAUGGGACGUAAGUCCAGCAGCAAAAAUCCACCAA
Molecule: messenger RNA, 7807 nt
Organism: Zeugodacus cucurbitae (melon fly)
Lineage: Eukaryota; Metazoa; Arthropoda; Insecta; Diptera; Tephritidae
Gene: obe
Product: activating signal cointegrator 1 complex subunit 3
Exons: 10
Coding region: 133-6642 (2169 amino acids)
Molecular function (GO): nucleic acid binding; ATP hydrolysis activity; ATP binding
Source: RefSeq, a predicted model, not a curated record